This is a messenger RNA of Scaptodrosophila lebanonensis, 853 nucleotides long. RefSeq lists its product as uncharacterized. The transcript has 2 exons. NCBI's taxonomy places the organism in Eukaryota, Metazoa, Arthropoda, Insecta, Diptera, Drosophilidae. Bases 49 to 627 code for a protein of 192 amino acids. The record is from RefSeq and is a predicted model, not a curated record.
UUUUACCUAAAAUUAUACGUCUUUUAUUGAGCUUUUGGUUUAAUUAAAAUGUCGAAAAUAGACACCGGGCCGCGCGGUUCCUAUCUUAACGAACGCUGCCCCCCUCACUAUAGCCCGGACGUGCUAGUUGGCUAUUGGAGUAACCGCCGGUAUUGCAAAAUAAAUAAUUCGAAGGGUAUUCUGCCUGGCAUGUGGUGUGAAAACACCUGCGAUCAACAUCGUACACUUUCCCAAACUUCAUACAGGCCCGACAUCUUUGAGGGCGUCGAUAUCUUGCGCUCACAUAUACGUCGGCGUGGAGAUGCCUUCGAUAAUCUGGUGAGGAACACGCAAUCACAGGUGCGAUUCAAAUCGACGGAAGCACUUAAGAAGAACUGCACCACAACCUAUACAUUAAUGUACGACGUACUGCCAAAGAUGGGAAUGGAUGAAUGCCUGAAAUUGGCGGAGCAGAAUAAGAAUAGACUAAUAUUCCGUUUGCCCGAAUACGAUAUGAUGAAAAGCUAUGGAAAUCUAACAUCAACAGGCAAACGCAGGGCGCUUAAGUGCGAAGAGAUCCUAGACAAAGCCCAGAUAAUGGGAACCACCUAUGGGGACGCCUUUAAGUACAGACCAAAGACGGAAUAGCCGGCUACCGAUCUCGACUUAAAGAAGCGAACAAGCGAAAAAAAGGGACGCGUAUUUCACAACAUGCUGUAAAAUUUAAAGUGUUUUCCAUUGUUUUUCUGGGUCUGCUGCUGGCUUUUUGCAGCCCGAAUUCGCACAUUUGCAUUUUUGCGGCGGCAGUUUAGAUCGGGUAUAGCUAUAGUGAUUGCCGACUUGUUUGUUCGUUGAUUUAUUGCUACUGUAGCGU